AUGUAUUGGACAGACUGGGAGGAAGAUGAAAUAGAUGCCAGCGUGGGGAGGAUUGAGAAGGCCUGGAUGGAUGGCUCCAGCCGGCAGGUUUUUGUCACAUCAAAGAUGCUCUGGCCAAAUGGUUUAACUCUGGACUACCGAGCCAAUGUGCUGUACUGGUGUGAUGCCUACUAUGAUCACAUUGAAAGGAUCUAUUUGAAUGGGACUGACAGAAAGGUAGUCUACAAUGGAAAAGAUUUGAAUCAUCCUUUUGGACUGUCACAUCAUGGAAAUUAUAUAUACUGGACAGAUUACAUGAAUGGGUCAAUUUUCCAGUUGGAUCUGGUAUCAAGGAACGUGACACUGUUAAGAAGUGAGAGGCCACCCUUGUUCGGGCUCCAGAUUUAUGAUCCACGCAAACAGCAAGGUGAUAAUGCCUGUCGUGUUAAUAAUGGAGGCUGCAGCACUCUUUGUUUGGCCAUUCCUGGAGGCAGAGUUUGUGCCUGUGCUGAUAAUCAGCUUUUGGAGGAAAACAGCACAACCUGCAUGAUUAAGGAGGGAGAAGUGCUGUCCCAGCUGUGCAAGGCGGAGCAGUUCCAGUGCAGCAACAAGCGCUGCAUCCAGGAGCGCUGGCGCUGCGACGGGGACGACGACUGCCUGGACGGCAGCGACGAGCACUCUGACAUCUGCUUCAAUCACAGUUGUCCUGAUGAUCAGUUUAAGUGCCAAAAUAAUCGCUGCAUUCCCAAGAGGUGGCUUUGUGAUGGAGCUAAUGAUUGUGGGAAUAACGAAGACGAAUCAAACAAAACUUGUGCAGCAAGAACGUGUCAGGUUAAUCAGUUUCCUUGUGGGAAUGGUCGGUGUAUCCCAACGUCAUGGCUGUGUGACAGGGAGGAUGACUGUGGAGAUGGAACUGAUGAAAUGACAUCCUGUG
Messenger RNA from Cyanistes caeruleus (blue tit), 913 nucleotides. The record is from RefSeq and is a predicted model, not a curated record. NCBI's taxonomy places the organism in Eukaryota, Metazoa, Chordata, Aves, Passeriformes, Paridae.